Messenger RNA from Anopheles coustani, 3627 nucleotides. Its product is annotated as E3 ubiquitin-protein ligase ZNRF1-like. The coding region runs from base 917 to 1414 and encodes 165 amino acids. Lineage: Eukaryota; Metazoa; Arthropoda; Insecta; Diptera; Culicidae. The transcript has 7 exons. The record is from RefSeq and is a predicted model, not a curated record.
UUCCAAGUGAUUCCUGUGUUUUGCAACAAACGCAACUCUUUUCUAACCUAGCCCGAAUGUUUAGUGGUGUAAUUACUGCCCAGACGGGACUCGCGUAGUGAUGCUUACAAUUGCGAUUUAUCCUUGAUGCUAGAAAGUUCGUUUCAUCGUCAGCAAAACAUCAACAUACGCGCGUCGCGGUUCCAUUGAUGUUCAUCCGUUCUGGCGUUCCAGCAUCAGACCACCCUUGGAACUUGUAUCUGCCGCCGUCAACCAUUACUUGGGAAAACUGCGAAACGGUCGCACUUACUACUGCACGUCGAAGUGCAAGCAAAGUGAUUUCGUGAACGUUGUCCCUGGUGCGGGCUGUGAAUGUGUGCUCGCGUGUGAAUGUUGAACGACUUUAUCGGUUGACCGUCCCACGGCUCAGUGUCUCGUGUUUGUGCAGACGUGCUAGCAAUGUCUUGUAUGUGCCUGAUCUGAUCCCCGAGCGCCGGUUUCCUGUUUUUGUUUUCGCCCCCUCCGGUCGUUUCUGUGGCCGUGUAAAGCGAGUCUUACAUCGAUACGGUCAUCGUUUCGUUAGGUCUCCCGGGGGGAGGCUGGCUGGUGGAGGAGCAAACGGUACGACUAUGACUGUGUAGUGCCGAUCCGAACGUGACACGCCGUCCACCGGAAGCAAAGGCAACUACCACACUUCGCAGUAAGUGCUUGCUGCCUAGAGUUGACGAGAGCAGCAGAUAGAAUCUUCAGUGAAGGAUCUAAGGUCAUCCCAAAUUCUAAGUGAGCAGUUUUCGUCUAUAGAUGCAUCAGCUAUUUAGCAUCUCGCUGGCACCACUUUAACCAGUUCUUCUACAGAGUAAUCCCUCGACGCAGCUGAAGGGUGUUUGUGUGCGUCGACGCUGAAAUAUCGGCAGGAAGUUUUGAAUGAACAAAGGAAAUGGGAAUAAAAGCGAGCACCGCGAAUGGAGGACAGCAGAGUCCUAGAGCUCGAACAUUCUCCACCAGCAGCAGUAGUGACGUUGUUUCUGGCACACCAGGAGCACCGUAUGAAAUAUCGUCCGCUAGUCCCGAUCCCGAUAGUAGCUCGGCAGAAGAAACUGCUGCGGCUAGUGCUUCACUUGCUUUGGGAAGAGUUUACGCAACAUCGCUACCUACUCAUAUCUGGUCAUUAAAUGGUAUUAAAUGCCCAGUAUGUAGCAAAUUUGUGAUGCCUGACGACAUUGAGUGUCAUUUUGUAAUGUGCCUAACGAAGCCUCGUUUAUCGUACAAUGAGGACUGCUUAGUUGAUGCGAAGGGCGAAUGUGUCAUUUGUUUAGAGGAUCUUUGCCCCGGUGAUAUAAUUGCUAGACUACCUUGUUUAUGCAUCUACCAUAAAGGAUGUAUCGACAAAUGGUUCGAGGUGAAUCGUAGCUGCCCCGAGCAUCCUGGUGAUUAGUGGAAACUUGAAUACAUUAAGCAAUCCGUAAACAAGCAUUGAAAUCAAAUUACUUUGCUAAGCUUCGCGGGUGUGAUCUUUAGAGAAUAUACGGUCCAAUGACAGGGUAAUCGCUUGAAUGCAGGGACAGAAUUGAAUGGUUGCUGGAAUGAGUCAACAGCAAACGAUCAUAAACGUCUAUCCUUGAACAUUUCUUCUUUUCUUGCACAUUGCGUAUAUUGGAACUCAUGCGUAUGUUUCAGGCAGGAAAAAAUAAGAUAAAAACAUUAGAAGCUAAAAUGUUGACUUUUCACCUGGAUUCAAAAUUGAAAAAUUCAUUCUUAUGACGAUAAAAUACGUUGAAAUACCAAUCAUUAUCAGUCUUUUUCGGUUAUAAUCGAUGGCGAAUGGAAUUCUUUAAUGAACUCAAAUUGUCAGCCUCCUAACUGCAUAAGGAUAAAUCUUGUUUUAAUUUUCCCAUUUGCUUUCUAGUCUUACUGUUUUUUUUUACAUACUACAUGUUACGUAAGGCAACUUCAGGAGCAAGGUCUAACUGCUAUGCUUACGUUUUAUGUGCAACUAAACUUUUAAAGUCUCAUUGUGAAAUUAUUUUCGGCUUUUUAUUUGUUUACAAGAGAAACACUCAUUUUUAAAAGAACAUUUUUUACAAAAAUUUAAGAAUAUUGACACAUAUGUUGCAGAUUAUUUUCCGUGUUUGAAUAGGAAUCGUGAAAAGAAGAUCGACGGAAGGUGAAAAAAAGAGAUUUAGACAGUGAUGAAGAUACUGCGCAGGGACAGGAAAAGUAAGAAAUAAAGAGGAAACCGGCUAAGUGUAAUCAAAAAAGGGAUUAUUAAACCAUGGAGAGUAAAAAACGUUGAUCCGGAACGAACAAAAAUUUGAAGAAUCAGGAUAGUUAGUGAUUUGUCCUUUGUACAUAAAUCUAAUAAAAUAUAAACAGGAUAAAAAUGAAAACAAUAUUCAAUUUAACCCGAUCGAUGCGAUGUUAAAGUUAUGCAGAACGCUGAAUUAAAGCAAACGUGCCUCAGAGGGAAGAAACGACUCCAUCGCACAUGGACCUCGUGCGUAAGAGACCGGAAUUGCAAAAGGGAAAAAUUGUCAACAUGUUUUCAGCCCAUGCAAGGAACGUGAUACAAUGCAGCUUGUUUGCUCUUCGUUGUGGGACACAGUGGAAUAGCUGACAGGGCGUUCGGGAGAAUGUACGGAUGUAGUACAGAAGGAUUGUAAAUAGUAUACAAAACGCCAAUUGUAAACGUGUGGACGAAGCGUAGCAAAAUGCUACUAAGCCAUUCCCACAAAAGUCGUGAGUACCCAAUACGAUUGAAAAUUGUUAACAGAAUGACAUAUGAAAUGCAAACAGGAGCACGCUAGUUGUUCACUAGCAUGUUCCAAAGAUAUUUCAUACAUGAUAAUUUCCACUUCAUAAAAGCGGUUGUGGACUUUAGUGACUUUCAACGAUUCGUAGCUGUCAAAUGCUAAUUUCAGCUUUAUUUCUAGCCAUGGUAGUACAUCUACGUGCAAACUAAUAAGGAUUUAAUGCUACUUUACUUUCAUUUGAUGCCGACAAGAAACGAUUGCGAUGCUUACAAUUGAUAAGGACAGGAAAAGAUACUCUUAUCUAAAGAUGUGCGUGAGUGAGCGUAAUUCUCACCUUUUGGCAACAUGUGUAUGAAUAUACAACGAUCGACGUCUGUUUAUCUAUCAAGCUCCAUAUAGCUACGAAUAAUCAACCGAUGGAAGUUGCGAUCGUCUAUAAAUGCUUUAACACUGGAGUAGAAAGAAAACAUUUUCAAAAUGAAAGCUAAUGGAUAAGGCAGUCGAUAGUAAUACCAUUAAAAUUAGAGAGAUCAAAAGAAAAAAUGAAACAUCGAGGGGAGAAAAGUGAUGUUUAUUUCUCAGAGAAAGAGAAAUUGAAUUUAGUAAAACAGUGAAAAAAGUAAGAGAUGUGAGAUGUUACACUGAUUUAAGCAAAUGAUAUCUCGUAUCCAACAAAAGCUAACACGAGAACUGGAAAAUAGCUUUAGAAAUUUAACGAAAACCAAAAUAAAAACAAACAAAAAAUAUACAAGAACAAAAGGGACCCGUUGUGUAAAACCUGCAGUUUCAACUGCGAAAGAAAAAAAAACGCAAUAGUAAUGCUUAUUGUUUAAAAAAAAACUGGCAAUCGAAUACUUUGAUAGAUUAAUUUUGUUUCUAAUACAAUCGAUUGGCUCUU